ACUACAUAAUAUGAGUUGGAUAUCUACAGUUUUCAUUGGGAGUAAUUUGCUUUUAUUGUUUUUUAGUUUCCUCCAGAUGAUCCACGUUUUCAGAGCUCAAAUAUUUGUAUGCCACUUACUCGUUCAGCUCCAGUGUGCAAUCCCAGAACAUUUAUACGAGAACAGAUCAAUGCAAUCACCUCCUUCAUUGAUGCCAGCAUGGUAUAUGGCAGUGAAGUACCUUUGGCUAGGUAUCUGAGGAAUCGGACAAACCAGCUGGGUUUGAUGGCUGUGAACCAGAAAUUUACAGAUGCAGGGUUAGAAUUACUGCCUUUUGAGAACAAGACCAAAAGUAUCUGUACUUUCACAAACAAGACAGCAAACAUCCCCUGUUUUAAAGCAGGUGAUGCACGAGCACCUGAAAAUCUGGGGCUUACAGCUCUGCACACCCUCUUUUUGCGGGAACACAAUCGCCUGGCUGCCGAGUUAAGGAAACUAAAUUACCACUGGGAUGGAGAGAAGCUCUACCAGGAAGCCCGAAAAAUAAUAGGUGCUAUGACCCAGAUAAUAACAUACAGAGACUACCUGCCCCGUGUAUUUGGAGAUGAGAAGGAGAAGUGGGUACCACUGUACAGUGGCUAUAAUGAGUCAGUUGAUCCCACUGUGACAAACGUGUUUUCACUGGCUUUCCGAUUUGGUCAUAGUACAGUACAGCCUUUUGUGUCCCGGCUAAAUGAGGAUUUCCAGCCUUCAAGUUCAUAUCCCUGUGUUCCUCUUCACCUCACCUUCUGUGCUUCCUGGAGAAUUGUAAUGGAAGGUGGCAUUGAUCCACUUCUCCGUGGUCUGCUCGUUGAUCAUGCAAAACUGAUGAAGCAGAGCCAAAUGGUUGUUGUGGAACUCCAGGAGCGGCUUUUUGAACAAAAAGAAGUGAUGGGUUUGGAUCUACCAGCCAUAAACAUGCAACGGGGAAGAGAUCAUGGUCUUCCAGGGUACAAUGCCUGGCGACGAUUCUGUGGGCUUUCAGAACCUCACAACCUGGAUGAACUCUCUCAUGUGUUGGGAAACCGAAAUCUGGCAAAGAAGUUCUUAGACCUGUAUGGGACACCAGACAACAUUGACAUCUGGAUUGGGGCCCUUGCAGAGCCCUUUGUUCCCAAGGGCAGAGUGGGGCCUCUCCUGGCUUGUAUCUUUGGUGUUCAGUUCAGGAACUUGCGAGAUGGGGACAGGUUCUGGUGGGAGAACCCAGGGGUUUUUACUUUGCAGCAGCGUCGUGCCCUGAGCAUCAUCUCAUUGUCACGUGUGAUUUGUGACAACACCCACAUCACAAUGGUCCCCAGGGAUGUGCUCAAGGUCAACAGCUAUCCCUGGGACUUUGUGAACUGUAGCAAGAUUGACAGUCUUGACUUGUCAUCCUGGAAAGAAGAGAGUCACAGUGGACUAGAAGGUAGAGUGGAUCCUCUCAUCUCUCUAGUCUUCUGCCUACACAUUUCCCUGACACAUAGCUUUGAAAUAGACAUUGCCAAAUGA
Molecule: messenger RNA, 1506 nt
Organism: Gavialis gangeticus (Gharial)
Lineage: Eukaryota; Metazoa; Chordata; Crocodylia; Gavialidae
Product: myeloperoxidase-like
Exons: 6
Coding region: 109-1506 (465 amino acids)
Biological process (GO): response to oxidative stress
Molecular function (GO): heme binding; peroxidase activity
Source: RefSeq, a predicted model, not a curated record